UGGAAAGUCGUUCGGUCAAAAUUACCCCGGUGAAAGUCACUUUGUUCCUACGUAUUGAGGAUGCGAAGUGUCCCUCCCAGGUCCUGAGAAAUUUUAGGAUCUGUUGCCAAUGUGCGCUACACGUUCUCGUCAACUUUACGGCGGCGUACAUCGUAAUUCUGAGAGAGACCAUCCACAUCCUGCGGUACCACAGACUCCUCAUCCUGUUCCUUAUCCGUUCUACCCACCUUCCGCAUAUCCACGUUGCUUCUCGUACGAUCCCUACACAGCAUAUCAUUGUCCGAGCUCAUUUUAUCCGACGUCCUAUUGUGCUCAGCACGACGUUACCAAGGAAGAGCCCGCGGGUUGGUCUUGGUCUACCGUUGCUCUCCUCUUCCUUCUUGCGAUCGGUUUGCUCGUGAUUGUUUAUCGUAGCUUUUCCCGCGAGUCUCGUCGAAAGAUUGCUGCUUGGCUGCGCUCGCCCAGGCUCACCUCACAGAGUUAUAGUCGCGGGGACUGAGUCCCGUAAAAGAGAUCGAUUUCCCUGCAUGAGGAACCUGCCUUGAUUUUGUCCAUCUUUCUCAACUCGUGCAGACAGCGAGGACACAAGACGCGGUUCAGAAUUAUCCCGCGGAAUUUCUCCGGUGUACCGAGCGGAACGAAGAUCACGGUCCUUCCUACGUGGAUCCCAGCGAAUCCUCCUCAUUAACAGAUGCAAUAACAAAGACAUUUGUAAAUCCCGUCUACGAGAACAACAAUCAAGACGAAAGUGAGAUCGAAGACAGCGAAACUGUGCAAAACGAGUUCGUGACAGAUACUGAAAGAGUUCGGUCAAUCCAUCGAUAUUUCCAUUUCGAAAAGUGAUUGCCAAUAACGAGGAAACAUAAAAAGCAAAGUAACAUCUGAAGUAUACAAAGGACUCCAAUACAAUUAGUAGAAACGAGUAGAAACGCCUGAUAGAGCAAAUACCGAGUCAUCA
Messenger RNA from Cyphomyrmex costatus, 958 nucleotides. RefSeq lists its product as uncharacterized. The record is from RefSeq and is a predicted model, not a curated record. The coding region runs from base 110 to 499 and encodes 129 amino acids. Lineage: Eukaryota; Metazoa; Arthropoda; Insecta; Hymenoptera; Formicidae. The transcript has 2 exons.